AUGUCGACCUCGAAAGAUGGCGAGCCAUCUGCGGCACCUCUAGCAGUACCAAUGUCCUCGUCGCCCGGCUCAUUUAGAGGACGAUUGUCGAGUAGUCCGGUUCCAAGAGCAACCUCGACAGCUCGAUUAGCCUCUCCAGUACCUUCACAUAGUCCUGUAGGCACGCCUCGAGUCCCGCAGAUACCCACACCCAACCAAACAGGAUCUACGGCUUUACCAUCUGGAAGUUUAACCCCUCUUGCUGGUACAGCACCCCACUCUUUGAUACCGGGACCUGGAGUUUCUGCUCUUGCUGCUGCUCUGUCCCACUCAUUCGGUCAUUCACCACCAACCUUUGGCACACCUCCUCUGCGGCCGUUGUCUCCAGUGGCUGCUGGUCAUCAAAUACAAUCUUCCAACCCCCAAAGCAAUUAUGGGUCAUUUGAUAGAGCGAGGUCAAUACAGGGCGCUCCUGGUUGGGCCGGGCCAAGCACCUUCGAAGAUCCCGAGAUUGUAAAGAGGCAUUUGGUACAAGGUCCAGAGACUAUGUCUCAGGCAGGUGAUGGACCGACCGAUGGGAUAUUUGGAAUGUCCAUGCGUGGUGGUUCACCGGCGGGUAGAUCACCAGCAGGCAAGGGUAGACAAGCUAUUGAAGACGUUGCUCCAGGCCUUGACGACGAUGAGUUUUCCAGCUUAAGACUACAAGGUGGAGACAUCACACGACCUAUAUACAAAUGGACCGAGGAAGCAGAAGCCAGGGCUCAAGGCCGAGGGCGAGCACAGAGAAGCCAAAGUUUCCACUUGUCACGGCCACAACCCGAGAACGAUAUCCUCGACAUAGGCUCAAUAAAGGUUCCGGGUGGAUUUCGCCGUAACUUCCUUCGGCGCGCUGCAGGAAGUCCAACACCAAACGAUGGCGUAGUGGAGGAAGGCUACGGCCGAACCCAGCCAAAAUUGCUCACAAACAACUUUAUUGAGUUUUUAACCAUAUACGGACAUUUUGCUGGUGAAGAGUUGGAAGAAGACGAUGAAGUCUUAGAACCAGAUGAAUAUUUCUCAUCCGAUGCGUAUGAUGGCGGAGAAGAAGCUAGCGACGAAGACAGAGAACCCAUGGAAGAUAGUGCACUACUCACGCCUGGUCGCCGGAAACGAAAGCGCAAGGAUCGCCAUGUCAAAGGCACCAAUGGAACUACAGGAGCUGCGUUGUUGUUACUGAAGUCAUUCGUCGGUACUGGAGUCUUGUUCUUACCAAAGGCAUAUCUCAACGGUGGUAUGAUGUUCAGUAAUCUCGUUCUGCUCUUCGUCGCGGCUUUGAGUUAUUACUGUUUCGUACUGCUGGUAAACACCCGAAUAAAGUAUGAUGGGUCCUUUGGAGAUCUUGGAGGUAUCCUCUAUGGUAACUGGAUGCGAAAUAUCAUCUUGUUCUCAAUCGUUAUCAGUCAGAUUGGAUUUGUUGCCGCAUACAUUGUCUUCACCUCGGAGAACUUGCAAGCCUUCAUACUUGCGGUGACUGAUUGCAAGACUCAUAUCGAUGUCCCGUACUUGAUUCUCAUGCAGAUGUUAAUCUUCUUGCCAUUCUCACUGAUGAGAGAUAUCAGCAAGCUUGGCUUCACCGCUUUGGUAGCAGAUGCCUUCAUUCUUAUCGGACUGCUCUAUCUAUACUAUUACGACAUCCUCACUCUUGUCCGACAGGGGGGCGUUUCGGACAUCAUCAAUUUUAACUCGGACGAUUGGACUCUGUUCAUUGGGACCGCCAUCUUUACAUUCGAGGGUAUCGGAUUGAUCAUUCCAAUACAAGAGUCCAUGAAAGAGCCUAAGAAGUUCCCUACUGUAAUGGCGGGUGUUAUGGUAAUCAUUACUGUCGUCUUCAUCUCUAUGGGAGCAUUGUCAUACGCAGCAUAUGGCUCCGCAACCGAGACUGUUGUCAUUCUGAACCUGCCACAAGACGAUAAGCUUGUCAACGGCAUCCAGUUUUUGUACUCCCUUGCAAUUCUGCUUUCAACACCGUUACAAUUCUUUCCGGCAAUCAGGAUCACUGAGAACGAACUUUUCACACGCAGUGGCAAGUACAACCCAUACAUUAAAUGGCAGAAGAACAUCUUCCGUUUCUUCGUCGUCAUCAUUUGUACUGCAAUUGCUUGGUUUGGUGCAAAUGAUCUCGAUAAAUUUGUUGCAUUGAUUGGUAGCUUUGCCUGUAUUCCUCUGGUCUACAUCUAUCCACCAAUGCUUCAUUUCCAAGGCGUUGCCAAAAGCCGCUUCCGCAAGGCUUGUGAUGUCCUGCUUUGUGUAUUCGGUCUUGUUGUCAUGAUUUAUACCACUGGACAGACGAUCGCGAGUUGGGGCACCAAUACUGGAAAGCCAGCCUUGAGUUAUUGCGACAAGAGAGGCAAAGGGGUGUAG
Messenger RNA from Mollisia scopiformis, 2379 nucleotides. RefSeq lists its product as uncharacterized. The transcript is spliced from 2 exons. Lineage: Eukaryota; Fungi; Ascomycota; Leotiomycetes; Helotiales; Mollisiaceae. The coding region runs from base 1 to 2379 and encodes 792 amino acids. Gene Ontology annotation, biological process: amino acid transmembrane transport. Gene Ontology annotation, molecular function: amino acid transmembrane transporter activity. The record is from RefSeq and is a predicted model, not a curated record.